AUGCCACGCUUUUCUCUUGAUUCCGAUGACCACUCAGAGAAUGAGUCACCGGGCUCAUUUUCGAGCAACGACCAUCACCUUAGAGAAUUUUCAUCUAAACUUUCCAUGCAAAAUGAUUGUGCAAUUGGUCAUCGUGUGCAAGCCUCUCGGUCUGUGCUAGCUGUGGCCUUGGAUGAAGAGUGUGUUUUUGCUGGACUGCAAGGGGGUGAUAUACUGGCGUGGUCGUUAGCCACCUAUGAGCUGGUAUUAUCUAUUCCGGCACAUGGGGAAAGUGUUUUGAGUUUGUUCAUCUCUCCGGAUGGACAAUUACUUUUCUCCAGUGGUUCAGAUUCCGUGGUGAAUGUCUGGUCAACGUCAACUUUCGAAAGACUGUACACCAUUUAUUCUCAUCAUGAUGUUGGUGAUAUUUUCACUGUCGUCUACUCACAACAACUGAACACAGUCUUUUGCGGCGGACAGAACACAAGUCUGCAGUGGUGCAAUUUGUCUACCGAUGGAGAGGGCGCGGUUGCUCGACACCCAUCUCAGCGAACACAUCGAUUCUUUGACUCCCGAGGGCCGGGUGGCAGCAUCAAUCCUCAAUCAGACGACUCAGACGAUCCUAGUUUGACCGAUAACAGUGGAAAAACUUUGACAUUUAACCGCGAUCAGCAUAGACUAUUCUCCCAUCAUGGUUACAUCUAUUGCAUGAUUAUCGUCCAAGGCUUGAUAGAAUCUGCUCCAUCGGAAGAAGUGCUGUUGACUGGAUCUGGUGACGGAUCUGUCAAAUUAUGGAGGUUGACCCACGAGAACAAUGGAGCUCCAAUUCCGUGGUUUGAAGUCGAGAACGGUGACGAUGCUGUUUUGUCACUUGCUAUUGAGGGCUCUUUAUUGUAUUGUGGUCUAGCUGGUGGUGCUCUCAAUAUCUGGAAUCUCGACUCCCAACAGCUUGUCAAGCAAAUUACCGAACAUCAAGGAGAUUUGUGGGCUCUUGAUAUUAUGGACGGUAUAGCAAUCGCCGGUGACGCUGAAGGAGUCGUCAAGAAAUUUGAUUCGAACUUCGAAGAGAUUGGCUGCUGGACAGCCCACCAGGGCACAAUUCUUGCCUCUACCACAAGAGUUUCCAACAAUAGGCGUAUCUAUGCGACUGGCGGAAAUGACAAUUCUGUCGCUAUCUGGGAUAUAGCUGGGCCCCCGGAGCAAAAGGAAAUCCAGCAUUUUGGCAAUGACGACAUGGUCAAUACUCUGUUCAAGUUUGUUUCUUACCGGACAAUUUCAUCUAGUCCCAAGUUCUCGGUUGAAUGUAACCAAGGAGCCACGUUCCUGCGCCGGCACUGUGCGUUUUUGGGAGCGACAACUAAACUACUGCAGACUGUGGCAGAUACCAAUCCGGUAGUGUAUGCUAGAUUUUCGGCAUCUAACCCUGGACCGGAUGUCAAGACUAUCUUGUUUUACGGACAUUACGAUGUUGUUGGUGCUGACAACAACCAACAUAAAUGGAGAACAGACCCUUUUCAGCUUGCUUCUGUUGAUGGAUAUUUGUACGGUCGUGGUGUUUCCGACAACAAAGGUCCGAUUCUUGCAGCUGUGUAUGCAGCAGCGGAUCUGGUCAGACGCAAAGCUCUUGGCUGUGACAUCGUAUUCAUGAUUGAAGGUGAAGAAGAAUCUGGGUCGCAAGGGUUCGAAAGAGCAGUUCGCGAAAACAAGGAUCUAAUCGGGAAGGUUGAUUGGAUACUACUCGCUAACAGUUAUUGGCUUGAUGACCAUAUCCCUUGUCUCACCUAUGGUCUUCGCGGCGUAGUUCAUGCCAAUCUGAUUAUUACCAGCGACCAUCCUGAUCUUCACAGUGGCAUUGACGGAAGUUCAUUGCUUGACGAACCUUUGAAAGACCUCUCCCUACUGCUUGCGACCUUCAUUGGACGUAAAGGCCACAUCAACUUUCCCAACUUCUACGAUACAGUGGCAGAUAUGACCAAAGCGGAAGAACAACGGUUUCAAGCAAUUACGGAUGCGAUGCUUCCAUUGCACCCUCAGAUCGAAGACCGCGAAGCGUUCCCCCAUUUCUUGAGGUAUCGGUGGCGCGAACCAUCAUUCACUGUUCACUCAAUCGAAGUGCCAAGUAAUAAGAAUACGGGUACUACCAUAUCUCGACGAGCCAAGGCUACGUUGUCAGUACGAAUCGUACCUAAUCAAAGUGCCGACGAGAUUGCAUCGGCGCUCACUGCGUUUGCUCAGGAGCAGUUCGAUUUGCUAGACUCCCAAAAUGAGUUGACGAUUGAGAUCACUGGAAAAGCCGACCCCUGGUUAGGCGACCCUGAUAACGAAAUAUUCGGUACCUUGGCCGAAGCUAUCUCCGCAGCAUGGACUCCAAACUUGAACGAAAAACGAUACAACUAUCCUCAACCUCAAUCCAAGGCGACCAUGCGAUCAUUUGGCGCGGAGCUUAACCGCACUGAUUCGAACGAUAGCGUGGCAUCUCAUAUCGAUCGAAUAAUCUCUUCAUCAACAACUUCGUCGAAAAAGAAAGCACAAAGAAAACAAAGUGCAUCCAACGCCACUGUGGUACCGACCUCUUCAACCUUGACAGGAAUAAGAACGAACGGAAAGCAGGGUGACGAUGUUGCUGAUCAUCCCGAAGAUUCACUAUCCCCUUCUUCUUCGCUGGUCUCUUUACCAACACACGGCCAUGGAAAUGGAGAUGGCAUUUCUCGCCAUGACACUGCCACCUCACCACCACCUACUUCCGCAUGGCCAACUCACAUCGAACCCCCCACGCCCGUGAAACCAAUCUAUAUUCGUGAAGGCGGAUCGAUCCCCACAAUCCGGUUCUUAGAAAGAGAGUUCUCAGCACCUGCCGCCAACUUGCCCUGUGGACAGGCCAGUGAUCAUGCACAUUUAGAUAAUGAGCGACUUCGGGUGAUGAAUCUGUAUAAGAGUCGUGAAAUCUUUGGAUGGGUCUUUGAAAAAUUACCUCAACGCGGUAAUAAAUAA
Talaromyces marneffei is the source of this 2970-nucleotide messenger RNA. RefSeq lists its product as uncharacterized. The record is from RefSeq and is a predicted model, not a curated record. The transcript has 6 exons. Gene Ontology annotation, molecular function: peptidase activity; protein binding. Gene Ontology annotation, biological process: glutathione catabolic process; proteolysis. Lineage: Eukaryota; Fungi; Ascomycota; Eurotiomycetes; Eurotiales; Trichocomaceae. The coding region runs from base 1 to 2970 and encodes 989 amino acids.